GUGACAGGCGUUUUUAUGAAGAACUGGGACCCUCUGGAUGAGCAAGGAGCUUGUUCCAUUGACAGAGAUUGUGAAGAUGCUUACCGGGUUUGUCAGAAACUUGAUAUUCCUUUUCACCAGGUUUCCUACGUGAAAGAAUACUGGAAUGAAGUAUUCAGUGACCUCUUAAAGGAGUAUGAAUUGGGAAGGACUCCUAAUCCUGAUAUUGUGUGUAACAAGCAUAUCAAAUUCAACUACUUUCUUCAUUAUGCUAUGGAUAACCUUGGAGCAGAUGCAAUUGCUACUGGGCAUUAUGCUAGGACCUCACUAGAGGACGAGGAAGUGUUUCAACAAAAACAUAUGAAAAGACCGCAAAGGCUUUUCAGAAACCGUUUUGAAGUUAGAAAUACUGUGAAACUCCUUCAAGGGGCUGACCUCUUUAAGGACCAGACCUUCUUUCUAAGUCAGAUCUCACAAGAUGCUUUGAGGAAAACCAUUUUCCCUUUGGGGGAUUUAACAAAAAGUUAUGUAAAGAAGAUAGCAGCAGAACAUGGACUUCAUCAUGUGCUAAAGAAAAAAGAGAGUAUGGGAGUCUGUUUCAUUGGUGAAAGAAACUUUGAAAAUUUCCUUCUUGAGUAUUUAGAACCUCAACCAGGUAAUUUUGUUUCCAUUGAAGAUAAGAAGGUGAUGGGAACACACAAAGGUUGGUUCCUCUAUACAAUAGGCCAGAGGGCUAGACUAGCAGGCCUGAAGGAUGCUUGGUUCGUUGUAGACAAAGAUGUCAGCACUGGAGAUAUCUUUGUGGCACCAACAACAGAUCACCCUGCCCUGUACAGAGAUUUACUGCGGACAAACAGAGUGCACUGGAUAGCAGAGGAACCUCCUGCAGAGCUUGUUAGAGAUAAAAUGAUGGAAUGUCAUUUCAGAUUUCAGCACCAGAUGGCACUGGUGCCUUGUGUUCUGACUCUAAACCAAGAUGGGAGUGUGUGGGUGACACUAGUGAAGCCAGCAAGAGCUAUCACACCCGGGCAGUUUGCUGUGUUCUACAAGGGUCAUGAGUGCCUGGGCAGUGGGAAGAUUCUAAGGAUAGGGCCAUCGGUCUACACCAUGCAACAGGGGAAAAACCGAGAUGAGAGUCCACAGGAGGAAGAGACUGACCAGACAGAACCAGCAACAUAACA
This is a messenger RNA of Indicator indicator, 1160 nucleotides long. RefSeq names its product tRNA mitochondrial 2-thiouridylase (gene TRMU). Gene Ontology annotation, biological process: tRNA wobble position uridine thiolation. Gene Ontology annotation, cellular component: mitochondrion. The coding region runs from base 16 to 1158 and encodes 380 amino acids. The record is from RefSeq and is a predicted model, not a curated record. NCBI's taxonomy places the organism in Eukaryota, Metazoa, Chordata, Aves, Piciformes, Indicatoridae. The transcript has 10 exons. Gene Ontology annotation, molecular function: sulfurtransferase activity.